Molecule: messenger RNA, 1545 nt
Organism: Penicillium concentricum
Lineage: Eukaryota; Fungi; Ascomycota; Eurotiomycetes; Eurotiales; Aspergillaceae
Product: general substrate transporter
Exons: 3
Coding region: 1-1545 (514 amino acids)
Biological process (GO): carbohydrate transport; transmembrane transport
Cellular component (GO): membrane
Molecular function (GO): carbohydrate:proton symporter activity
Source: RefSeq, a predicted model, not a curated record
AUGUCUUCUUCUUCUAGGGCCGUGAUGCCCGAGAGCAGCGUGGACGUGGUCCACUGGUGGAGGCACAAGAAUUUACGUUCACUGAAUCUUCUCAUGAUGUUUCCACUGCUGUCUCUUUUUACUCAGGGCUUUGACGGGUCGAUGAUGAAUGGGCUCCAGGCAGUGGAAAGUUGGCGCAGCUAUUUUGGAGAACCGAAAGGAGCUACCCUCGGUUUAUUCAAUGCUGCCUAUCCAAUCGGUGGCCUGGUGGCUAUUCCGUUCAUAUCAUUUGUGUGUGAUGGUUUUGGUCGACGUGCUGGCCUUGCCCUUGGUGCAAUUAUCUGCUGCAUUGGAGCAGCACUCCAAGGCGGUGCCCAGAACCUCGAAAUGUUCGUGAUUGCUCGUGGAAUUCUAGGCUGCGGAACAGUCUUCCUUGGGUCAUCUGGCGCCCCAUUGAUCACAGAGAUUGCACACCCAGCGCACCGAGCUACAGCGACAGCUAUGUUCAACACAACCUACGCCCUUGGAGCAAUUGUUGCGGCCUGGACGACCUUUGGCACAUUUCGCAUCGAUGGCAGCGCUGCGUGGCGAAUUCCCUCCGCCCUUCAGGGCCUUCCGUCCCUUGUCCAACUUCUGGGGUUAUACUUUGUCCCAGAGAGCCCACGUUGGCUUAUAUCCAAGGAUAGAAGCAAUGAAGCACUUGAAAUCCUUGCUAAAUACCACGGAGAAGGCAACAAGGACGAUCCGCUCGUUCGUUUCGAAUUCAACGACAUCCAAGAGGCUCUCCAAUAUGAACACAGUGUGAACAAAGCUAGCUGGAUUCAGAGCUAUUUGCAAUUUACUCGCUCUGCUGGAAAUCGGAAGCGCUUGUUUAUUCUGUUAUGGAGCGCGUGUUUCGCUCAGAUGUCGGGCAAUGCUUUUAUUUCAUAUUACCUCUCGCCAGUUCUCUCGAGUGUGGGAUUGACAUCCAGUCUCGAGCAAACCUUGAUUAAUGCAACCCAGCAGAUGCUUUCGUGGUUUUCCUCGUUAUACUUCGCCACUCUUCCCAACAAGCUUGGACGUCGAGUUCUAUUCCUCGGAUCAGGAACGAGCAUCUUCUUUUGUCUCAUUGGUAUCACCAUUGGCAGUGCUAUUUUCGCCCAAGAUUCUUCAAACAAAGCCGCAGGUGGUGCAGUGGUUGCCUUCCUCUACCUCUUUUCGCCAUGUUAUAAUUUUGGAUUGAACGGCAAUCUCGGUCUCUAUAUUGCGGAGACCCUGCCUUUCCAUCUUCGCAUGAGAGGUCAAGCUUUGUUUCAACUUUUCUCCACUUCCUUCACCCUCCUCGCGGCCUACGCGUUUCCUAUUGGGCUUCAAAACAUCGCAUGGAAGUUCUAUAUCAUCUUUAUCCCGUGGGUGGCCAUCGAGUUUAUUGUAGUUUACUUCGUCUACCCGGAAACCAAGGGAUACUCACUCGAGGAAAUCGCGAUAAUCUUUGAUGGAGACGGCGCGCCUCGUCUAGGGGAUGAUCUAUGUGUGGAUGGCAAGGAUGUUAUUGAUGUUGAACACUCUGAAAUUGUUAGCAAAUAG